AGUUUAUAAAUUUUCCUUCAACUUCAACUAAAAAAAAUGAAAAUUUUAGUAGUGUUGUCGAUUUGCAUUUUUUAUGCGAGUCAUAACUUUGUGAAUGGAGAUGAUCAGGUCGCAGUAGUUUCAGACAACGAGAGUGUGAGCACUUCUGAAGGAACCCAACCAGAAGCUCAAAAUGAGAGUGGAAGCGCUUCUGAAGGAAGUCCAACUCAAACAGCAGCUCAAAAUCAGGAGAGUGGAAGCACUUCUGAAGGAAAUCCAACACAAGGAGCAGAUCAAAAUGAGAGUGGAAGCACUUCUGAAGGAAGUCCAACUCAAACAGCAGCUCAAAAUCAGGAGAGUGGAAGCACUUCUGAAGGAAGUCCAACUCAAACAGCAGCUCAAAAUGAGAGUGGAAGCACUUCUGAAGGAAAUCCAACACAAGGAGCAGAUCAAAAUAGCACAAAUGACGUAGAGGGAAAAAUUUUCGUUCAGUCAUGCUGGGCAAGUGGAACAAAAGUCGGAAGCAAUUCGAUCCAAAAUGGAAAUGGAAAUGGGGUUCGGACUACUACUACUCGCAGAACUACACCAAGACCGACUACUCGAACCCCUCGCCCAAGGCAGAGUGUUGGAAUGGGAAUGGGAACAUUCUAAUGGUUGUAGAGAUUGUCAACAUCGUUCGUAACGUCAGAUUGACCAACAAAUUAUUUUUUUUAAACAAAUUUGUGUAAAAAUAAAAUAAAAAUCCAAAGCAGUUCAGGAAGUGUGUAGACUAACAAAAAACUUAUU
This is a messenger RNA of Bradysia coprophila, 765 nucleotides long. RefSeq lists its product as uncharacterized. The record is from RefSeq and is a predicted model, not a curated record. NCBI's taxonomy places the organism in Eukaryota, Metazoa, Arthropoda, Insecta, Diptera, Sciaridae.